ACCCUUUAAAUACUUUGGGCUCUGUCUGCUCGGCCUCGGUGAUCGCAAAUUCUACCGCCGGACCCAACUUCACAAGUUCAACGGAACUCCCAGAACUGAAGACAUGGAGCGUACCUUCAUUGCCGUGAAGCCCGAUGGCGUCCAGAGGGGACUGUGUGGUGAGAUCAUCAAGCGUCUUGAGACAAGAGGAUUCAGGCUGUGCGCCGCUAAGUUCAUGCAGGGCUCUGAGGACUUCAUGAAGAACCACUACCUGGACCUGAAGGACAUGCCCUUCUAUGCUGGUCUCUGCAAAUACAUGUCCUCUGGACCCGUCCUCGCCAUGGUGUGGGAGGGUCAGAACAUUGUGAAGCUGGUCAGGAUGAUGCUGGGUGAGACCAACCCCGCUGACUCCAAGCCCGGCAGUAUCCGUGGUGACCUGUGCAUCAACAUCGGCAGGAACAUCAUCCACGGCAGCGACACCCUGGAGAACGCCAAGAGAGAGGUGGACCUGUGGUUCAAGGCCGAGGAGUUCGUCAACUGGACCCCCUGCUACCAGCCCUUCCUCUACGAGUAAACCGCCCAAUCAGACACCGAGAAACCACGCCCGACCCGCCCCCGGACCCGUCCCCGCAUCCAUCCCCUCCUACGACAAACCUCGACUCUCUACAGCUGACCCACCCACUUGGUUUUCAUCGUCCAAUCACAAACAUGCAGCACUGAUCAAUAAAGUGUCAUGUUAACGAA
This is a messenger RNA of Sphaeramia orbicularis (orbiculate cardinalfish), 723 nucleotides long. RefSeq names its product nucleoside diphosphate kinase A 2-like. Gene Ontology annotation, biological process: UTP biosynthetic process; CTP biosynthetic process; GTP biosynthetic process. Gene Ontology annotation, molecular function: nucleoside diphosphate kinase activity. The coding region runs from base 104 to 553 and encodes 149 amino acids. The transcript has 5 exons. The record is from RefSeq and is a predicted model, not a curated record. Lineage: Eukaryota; Metazoa; Chordata; Actinopteri; Kurtiformes; Apogonidae.